AUGGGGUACACAGUUUUAGAGCAGCCACCUUCAGCCAAGGUACAUUGCGAUAUCAGAAAAAGAGCUGGACUCACACCCAAGAGCGUUGAAGUCGCCGAAAAGGCAUUACCCCUGUCAGUUUAUGGUGUCAGCAUCAUCCACGACGAGGAUCAAUCCGUGGUUGGUAUGGGAAGAUUGAUUGGCGAUGGCCAUUUGUUUCUCCAGGUUGUCGACAUUGGCGUGUUACCAGAGCACCAAAAGAAGGGUCUUGGUAAGCUCAUCAUGAAGGCUUUGAUGGAUUGGAUCGACAAAAACACAACUCGCGAUUGCUACGUUAGUCUUUUGGCGGAUGGUGAUGCUCAUAUGCUCUACCAGAAAUUCGGAUUUAUGUCUAGUAUGCCAAAGUCUCAAGGCAUGUACUAUGCUCGCUCAUAG
This is a messenger RNA of Mucor velutinosus, 414 nucleotides long. Its product is annotated as serine threonine protein kinase CMGC group. NCBI's taxonomy places the organism in Eukaryota, Fungi, Mucoromycota, Mucoromycetes, Mucorales, Mucoraceae. Gene Ontology annotation, molecular function: acyltransferase activity, transferring groups other than amino-acyl groups. Bases 1 to 414 code for a protein of 137 amino acids. The transcript has a single exon. The record is from RefSeq and is a predicted model, not a curated record.